AUGAUUCUCUCCCAUCUCCCAGCAUUACGGCGUUCGUUCUCGUCCUUAUCGAUCCGCCCGAUCUUAAUCAAGCAGAUCAAUCCGCCGAUGAACAGCGGCAUAGUUAAAGUUCCUAAGGGUAGGGUAUUCAUGCUAGAGAGAAUGGAAAAAUACCAUAAAAUUCUGCCUCCUGGCUUUCAUUUUCUCAUUCCAAUCAUCGACAAUAUAUCAUUUGUUCAUUGUGUUGGUGAAUAUUUAAUGUCAUUUCCUAAUCAAACUGCAAUUAUAAAGGAUUACGUAAGAGUUUCAUUUGACGCGGUCUGUAGUGUCAAGAUGAUAGAUCCCUACUUGGCUUCUUAUGCCAAUGUCACCAAUAGAUCGGUCGAUGUGUUGGCCGACAUGUUAUAUACUUUGGUUUGUCAGAAUGUACUCGAGUGUACCUUCGAUGAGGCGGUAAUGAAGAGGACCGCACUCAACAAAAAUGCAAUCACUAAAGUCAAUGAAACCGCUGGUUUCUGGGUCUACCAAUUUGUUAGAUAUGAGAUUACGCGAUUUAUAUCUCCAGAAUUUGAGGCGGACAGAGAAAUGAGUGAACAAGCUAAAAGAAGAGGAGCCAUAAAAGAUUUUGAUCAUAACGCAGAAAUAAAGCGUGUAGUUGCAAAGGCGUAA
Messenger RNA from Magnolia sinica, 648 nucleotides. RefSeq lists its product as uncharacterized. The transcript has a single exon. Lineage: Eukaryota; Viridiplantae; Streptophyta; Magnoliopsida; Magnoliales; Magnoliaceae. The coding region runs from base 1 to 648 and encodes 215 amino acids. The record is from RefSeq and is a predicted model, not a curated record.